GGAUCAGAAACAGAGAAGUGUUGGGUACAAGUGUAUGUAUUAGAGAUGGUGCUGACAAGCAUGAAGAUAUUUUUUGGUUUCCCUAGUAUAGCUUGAAUUCCCUGUUUAUAUAUGUUAGGAGCCCCUGAGAGCAGAAAAAUAUCUAUCACAUAUAAACAGUAUUGUGAGAGGGGAUCAUGAAUGUGGGCUACAAGUAGAUUUUGUUAAACCUGUUGCUGGUGGAGCCAUGAUCAGACACAGACCAUUCCAUGUGGAGCCUACAAACAUCGUUAGUGUGAAUGAUGACACACAAAGAGUUACAGAUGAAGCAUCAGCAAUGAAUAAGCGGAUUCAUUACUAUGGCAGGCUUACUUCUCCAUCAGACAGGGCAAUGAUUGCUCCUGAUCACGUUCUGCCAGCUCCAGAUGAAAUCUAUGUGUACAGCCCAUUAGGAACUGCUUUCAAAAUGGAUGGUUGCACAGAAGGCUAUGGUAAAAACUCCAGCAUAGUAACAAUAUUUAUGAUCUGGAAUACAAUGAUGGGUACAUCUAUACUAAGUAUCCCAUGGGGAAUAAAACAGGCAGGAUUUACCAAUGGAAUUAUUCUGAUAUUACUAAUGGGACUUCUGACACUUUACUGCUGUUACAGAGUUUUGAAAUCACGGACUAUGAUAGAAACUUCAAAAGAUACUUCAAACUGGGAAUUCCCAGAUGUCUGCAAGCACUAUUUUGGAUCCUUUGGUCAAUGGUCCAGUCUCUUAUUUUCAAUGGUAUCACUUGUUGGAGCCAUGGUUGUUUAUUGGGUACUUAUGUCCAACUUCCUGUUCAACACAGGAAAAUUUAUAUACAAUUAUGUUCAUGACAUUAAUGUCACAGAUAUCAUUCCUGGCACUAAUGGAAGUACCAGAGUCAUAUGUCCAGGUAUUCCCAGUGAUCCUCAACCAGACAACAACAGUGAGACAUUAUGUUCUGCCAAUAACUCAGACUUCGAGUCGUUCGAGAUGUGGUGGGGCAAAUCAAAAACCGUGCCAUUUUAUCUGAUUGUUGUUCUUCUGCCUCUGCUGAAUCUGAAGUCGCCUUCUUUCUUUGCCAAGUUUAAUGUCCUAGGUACAGUUUCAGUUGUCUACUUAAUUUUUCUUGUCACUAUGAAAGCUGCAUAUCUGGGAUUCCAUAUAGAAUUCAGCUGGUUCACAUCUAACAAAUUCUUUGUACCAGAAUUUAGAAUUCUGUUUCCUCAGUUUACAGGAGUUCUGACACUAGCCUUCUUCAUCCAUAACUGUGUUAUCACCCUACUUCAGAAUAACAAAAACCAAGAAAACAAUGUGAGAGACCUUUCCGUUGCUUAUUUCCUCGUAGGGUUAACAUAUCUCUAUGUUGGAGUGUUGAUUUUUGCAACAUUUCCUUCUCCACCAUUGUUCAAAGAGUGUAUUGAGCAGAAUUUUUUAGACAAUUUCCCGAGCAAUGACAUCAUGUCAUUUGUUGCAAGAAUGUUCCUGCUGUUCCAGAUGAUGACUGUGUAUCCAUUGCUGGGCUAUCUUGCACGAGUUCAGCUGUUAGGACAAUUCUUUGGAAAUGUUUACCCAAGAGCAAAAGGACUAAAUCACUGAUAAAGAGUUCUCUACAAAUCGUUGAACAUACACACAGCACAUACGCGUAUGCGGAUUGGGCAUACACCCACCCACCCAUGCCUGCAGAUCAAAGCUUUCAGAAAAGAG
This is a messenger RNA of Alligator sinensis (Chinese alligator), 1693 nucleotides long. RefSeq names its product solute carrier family 38 member 9 (gene SLC38A9). Gene Ontology annotation, biological process: amino acid transmembrane transport. Gene Ontology annotation, molecular function: amino acid transmembrane transporter activity. The transcript has 13 exons. The record is from RefSeq and is a predicted model, not a curated record. NCBI's taxonomy places the organism in Eukaryota, Metazoa, Chordata, Crocodylia, Alligatoridae. The coding region runs from base 227 to 1585 and encodes 452 amino acids.